Molecule: messenger RNA, 1236 nt
Organism: Mycena citricolor
Lineage: Eukaryota; Fungi; Basidiomycota; Agaricomycetes; Agaricales; Mycenaceae
Source: the annotation of a GenBank genome assembly
GCUCCUGUCCUCCAUUAUCCAGCACGCUCACCAACCGGAAUCCAUCCAUUGAAGCGAUCUGAUAGUUCUUUCUUCGUCUCGUCUCGUCUCGUCUCACAUACACAUAACCUACCCCCGCGAGCAUCGCUGAAGAUGUUCGCCCUCUGCUAAACGUAUCUCGUACUCGAGAAUUGAAGGACCCACACCGUCUUUCGCGCCUUCGGCCCCCCAAACCCCUAUCAUGUCCCGCUAAAAGCCCCUUGAAUUGUCUUCGGACUACCUUCCCUCGUCGCCAUGUCGCCCACUGAACUGAUCUCUUCGCUGUCUCAAUCACCUGCUUUAACCAACUUUUACACUACAACUGAAACCCCUGCAAUCCGAUCAGAAAAUGAACACGCUGCUAGAUCUUCAAGAGACCAGCCCUGCUCUGGCCGAGGUCGGGAAGGGGCUGCGUAUUGAGGACCUCCUGUCCUCCCCUGACACCUUUUCUCUUCCCGAUCUCUCUUUCUCGCCAUCGCCACUUCUGUCAGACACCUCCACACCGUUUCUGACCUCUCCGCUCUCUCCGCCCCCCGAUGAAUUCAUCUCCAGCGGCAGCCCGUAUACCGAUUUUCUAACUUCACCGGUCGUGGCCGACGUCGGGUUUGGGGAUGACAUGGAGCUUUUCGGGGGUUUAUCGGCAUACCCUACUUACGAGGUGUCCGUCCCCGUUGCUGCUUCCGUCGCCGAAGCUGCACCGCCGCCCUCACCCCCACCAAAACACACGCGCAAGCGCGUCGCAACAGGGACCCGCAAGAACCUGCAGGUGUCGACACUAAUCCCGAUCGAGGCGCCAACGCAAAAACGCAGUUACGUGACGCCAAGUGCGACGUCGCGCAAGGCCGUGCCGGCUGCGUUCGCGAAGAAAAGAGCACACUCUGAUGCAUUCGGGGACGAGGAGCUGGUGGCGAUUCCUGGCGAGCAGGAUGCGAUCGAACACAAGCGCAGACAAAACACGCUUGCGGCCCGCAAGAGCCGGAAGCGCAAGCUGGAGCAUCAACAGUUACUCGAGGACACCAUUGCUGGGCUCAAGCAAGAAGCCGAGCGGUGGAGAGAGAGAGCGAUUGAGGCGCGAGUGCUGCUAGAGGAGAACGGCAUCGUAUGUGAUGAGUGGCAGGAUUAAUUUUCUUUGUUCAGGCUCCAACGCCUUUCUUUCGUGUAAUAUCACCUAUCGUUAUUCCUCUAACGUUGCAAUCUAUGCUCUUUCUCACGCUCGUA